CUGAGCAAAGGGUUGGGAGUGAACCUCAUCUGGAUCCAUUGCAGUGGAAGUUGCAGCCAGAAACGAGGUGGGAAGAAAGGAACUUCUGACUGGCAGUCUUUUUUUGUUGUUGUAACUAACGACACCUUAUCAAAAACCCACAAAUACACUUACGGGGAUACACAACCUAUACGUUCUGCAGUUGCAGAAACCUUUGUUAUUGCAAUGAAGUGUAUUGACGUGCCACAGUGAAGAGGCCCCUUUGACAGUUGAUGGACUAAUGGCACCAGAGUGACAUCAUGGCCCUGAUGAUACCUCCAGUGAAGCUCAAAUGGCUGGAGCACCUGAACGGCUCGUGGAUCACGGACGACAGCGAGUCCAUCUCCACGCGGGAGGGCGUGUCCGUGCUCUACUCCAAGCUGCUCACCAACAAAGAGGUGGUCGUCCUUCCCCAGCAGGUGUUGUGUCUGAAGGGACCCCAGCUGCCAGACUUUGAGCGUGAGUCCCUGUCCAGCGAUGAACAGGAACACUACCUAGACGCACUCCUCGGCAGCCAGAUGGCGUUGGCCAAGAUGGUGUGUUCCGACUCUCCCUUCGCCUCCGCUCUCCGCAAACGCCUGCUGGUUCUUCAGAGGAUCUUCUUCGCUCUGUCCAACAAGUACCACGACAAGGGCAAAGUCAAGCAGCAGCAGCACUCGCCCGACAACAACUCCGGAUCGUCCGACCUGCACUCCGUCAGCGAGCGUCCGCGGUCCAGCACCGAUGCUCUGAUCGAGAUGGGGGUCCGAACGGGCCUCAGUCUGCUGUUCGCUCUGCUCCGGCAGAGCUGGAUGAUGCCGCCGCCGCCGGGCCCCGGAGGACUCAACCUCUGCAACGACGUCAUCCACACGGCCAUGGACGUGGUCUCGUCCCUGCCGCCCCUCUCCUUGGCCAACGAGAGUAAGAUCCCCCCGAUGGGUCUGGACUGCCUGACCCAGGUCACCGCUUUCCUGAAGGGAGUGACCAUGCCAAACUCCGGGGCGGACGUCUUGGGUCGGAGGCUGGCGUCGGAGCUGUUGCUGGGCCUGGCUGCCCAGAGGGGGUCCCUGAGGUACCUUCUGGAGUGGGUGGAGAUGGCCUUGGUGGCGUCCGCCGUGGUCAGCACCAUGGAGAAGGAGAAGAUGAAGGCGUGUCUGCUCAACCAGGAAGGGCUGAUUGGAUACGACUGCUUCAUGAACAUCCUCAUGCAGAUGAGACGUUCCCUGGGCUCGUCAGCAGACAGGAGUCAGUGGAGGGAACCGACUCGGACAUCAGACGGGCUGUGCUCUUUGUAUGAAGCAGCUCUCUGUCUGUUCGAAGAGGUGUGCAGGAUGGCGUCAGACUACUCCCGUUCCUGUGCCAGCCCAGACAGCCUCCAGACCGGCGAGGCUCCCAUGUUGUCAGAGACGUGUGAGGUGUACGUCUGGGGCAGUAACAGCUCCCACCAGCUGGUGGAGGGAACACAGGAGAAGAUCCUCCAGCCCAAGUUGGCACCCAGCUUCGCCGACGCACAGACGAUUGAGGCAGGCCAAUAUUGCACCUUCGUCAUCUCUUCUGACGGCUCUGUCAGAGCCUGUGGUAAAGGCAGCUACGGCAGAUUGGGUCUGGGAGACUCCAACAACCAAUCGUCUCUCAAGAAGCUGACCUUUGAACCUCACCGCGCCAUCAAAAAGGUGACGUCUUCGAAGGGGUCGGACGGACACACACUGGCCUUCACCACGGAGGGAGAGGUGUUCAGUUGGGGAGACGGGGACUACGGAAAGUUGGGGCAUGGGAACAGCUCCACACAGAAGUACCCCAAACUCAUCCAGGGACCUCUGCAGGGAAAGGUGGUGGUGUGUGUGUCAGCGGGCUACCGACACAGUGCAGCGGUCAGUGAGGAUGGAGAGCUCUACACGUGGGGUGAAGGAGACUUCGGGAGAUUAGGUCACGGAGACAGCAACAGCAGAAACAUUCCUACUCUGGUCAAAGACAUCAGCAACGUAGGAGAGGUGUCUUGUGGGAGUUCUCACACCAUAGCUUUGUCAAAAGAUGGCCGCACCGUGUGGUCCUUCGGAGGGGGAGACAACGGGAAACUGGGGCAUGGAGAUACAAACCGUGUCUAUAAACCCAAAGUAGUGGAGGCCUUGCAGGGGAUGUUCAUAAGGAAAGUGUGUGCUGGAAGCCAGUCCUCCCUGGCCCUGACCUCCACUGGACAGGUGUAUGCCUGGGGCUGCGGGGCCUGCCUGGGCUGUGGCUCCUCUGAAGCCACAGCACUGAGACCCAAACUGAUUGAGGAGUUGACAGCGACCAGGGUGGUCGACCUCGCCAUAGGAGACAGCCACUGUCUAGCUCUCUCACACGACAAUGAGGUGUAUGCUUGGGGUAACAACUCCAUGGGUCAGUGUGGCCAGGGUAACUCUACUGGUCCCAUCACCAAGCCGAAGAAGGUGGUUGGUCUGGACGGUGUGGUCAUCCAACAGAUCUCAGCUGGUACCUCCCACAGCCUGGCAUGGACCGCUCUGCCCAGGGACAGACAGGUGGUAGCGUGGCACAGACCCUACUGUGUGGACCUGGAAGAAAGCACCUUCUCUCACCUGCGUUCCUUCCUAGAGCGCUACUGUGACGGCAUCAACAGCGAGGUGCCACCCCUCCCCUUCCCCUCUUCCAGGGAGCAUCACAACUUCCUGAAACUCUGCCUUCGACUGCUGUCCAAUCACCUGGCUUUGGCUCUGGCCGGGGGAGUGGCCACCAGUAUCCUAGGGCGACAGGCCCGCCCCCUCCGGAACCUUCUCUUCAGACUGAUGGAUUCCUCUGUUCCUGAUGAGAUCCAAGAGGCUGUGAUUGAGACUCUGUCUGUGGGGGCCACUAUGCUGUUACCUCCUCUGAGAGAGAGGAUGGAGCUUCUCCACUCCCUGCUGCCCCAGGGACCUGACAGAUGGGAGAGUCUGUCUAAAGGACAGAGGAUGCAACUGGACAUCAUUCUGACUUCGCUCCAGGACCACACCCACGUAGCAUCCCUCCUGGGGUUCAGCUGUCCCCCCGAGGCCCCCGAGGCCCUGGCCUCCUCCUGCGGCCUGGACCCCUCCUACGGAGCCCCCGGCACCAACCCUGACACACACCUGGCUGAGAUCCUAAUGAAGACCCUGCUCAGGAACCUGGGCUUCUACACGGACCAAGCGUUUGGGGAACUAGAGAAGAACAGUGACAAGCUGCUCCAGGGAACGUCUUCCUCAGACAGCAGUCAGCCGGCCCAUCUCCACGAGCUGCUCUGCUCCCUACAGAAACAACUGCUGGCAUACUGCCACAUCAACUGUGUUACUGAGAACUCCAGCAGUGUGGCUCUGCUCCAUAAGCACCUCCAGCUGCUGCUGCCCCACGCUACAGACAUCUUCUCCCGCUCCGCCACCCUGCUGCAGGAGAGUUCCUGGAACGGCAGCAUCAGAGAGAAACUACGAGGUGUGAUCUACGUGUCAGCAGCAGGCAGUAUGCUGUGUCAGAUCGUCAACAGUCUACUACUACUACCAGUGUCUGUAGCCAGACCUCUGCUGAGCUACCUGCUAGACCUGCUGCCUCCUCUAGACUGUCUCAACAGACUGCUGCCUGCUGCCACACCGCUGGAAGACCAGGAGCUGCAGUGGCCUCUACAUGGUGAGGAGAUAGAGCUGUAG
Oncorhynchus nerka (sockeye salmon) is the source of this 3647-nucleotide messenger RNA. Its product is annotated as probable E3 ubiquitin-protein ligase HERC1. The coding region runs from base 279 to 3647 and encodes 1122 amino acids. NCBI's taxonomy places the organism in Eukaryota, Metazoa, Chordata, Actinopteri, Salmoniformes, Salmonidae. The transcript is spliced from 18 exons. The record is from RefSeq and is a predicted model, not a curated record.